Molecule: messenger RNA, 1944 nt
Organism: Erythranthe guttata (spotted monkey flower)
Lineage: Eukaryota; Viridiplantae; Streptophyta; Magnoliopsida; Lamiales; Phrymaceae
Product: cytochrome P450 98A3
Molecular function (GO): monooxygenase activity; oxidoreductase activity, acting on paired donors, with incorporation or reduction of molecular oxygen; heme binding
Source: RefSeq, a predicted model, not a curated record
UUCACCACCACAGUAUAUAUCAUAUUCCACCUGUUCGAUCCACAAUUAAAGACACCCACUUCUUUUUCACAGCCGACGAAGGUCAACAAUGGCCGCCGCCGUACUCUUCGCCGUCUCAAUCCUCACCAUCUUCAUCGCAUACAAGCUUUUCCAGCGCCUCCGGUACAAGCUCCCGCCGGGGCCGCGGCCGCUGCCCAUCGUCGGAAACCUGUACGACCUGAAACCGGUCCUCGUCCGGUGCUUCACCGAGUGGGCCCAAAUCUACGGCCCGAUCUUCUCGGUCUACCUGGGCUCCCACCUCAACGUGGUGGUGAACUCGCCGGAGCUGGCGAAGGAAGUCCUGAAAGACAACGACCAGCAGCUGGCCAAUAGGAACAGGACACGUAUGAUUAACAUGUUCAGCAAGAACGGGAUGGAUCUGGUGUGGUCGGACUAUGGGCCCCACUACGUGAAGGUGAGGAAGCUCUGCACGCUCGAGCUUUUCUCGGCGAAGAGGAUCGAGGCGCUCCGGCCAAUCAGAGAAGAUGAAGUUACUGCCAUGGUGGAAAACGUUUUCAACGACUGCGUUAAACCUGAAAACAAGGGCAAAGCUCUAGUGAUGCGCGACUACCUAGGAAUGAUGGCGUUCCUUCACAUAACGAGGCUGAGUUUCGGUAAGAGAUUCAUGGACUCGAACGGUGUGGUUGAUUCCGAGGGAGAAGAGUUGAAGGCGAUUCUCGACGGUGCUAUUCAAAUCGGCUCCAGGAAAUCCUUUGCCGAGUUCCUCCCGUGGCUCCCGUUUCUCUUCAAGGCCGAAAACGAAGCGCUAGCUAAGCACGACUCCCGUGCCGAUAACUUCACCAAGAAGAUAAUGGAAGAACACACGCUUGCGCGGAAGAGAACCGGGAAUACCAAGAACCAUUUCAUCGACGCGAUGCUUAGUCUUCAGAAGGAUUACGACAUUAGCGACGACACGAUUAUUGGACUCCUUUGGGACAUGAUAUCAGCUGGUAUGGACACAACAAUCAUAACGGUCGAGUGGGCAUUAGCCGAGAUGGUAAGAAACCCUCACGUGCAGCAAAAGGUACAAGAGGAGCUCGAUCGUGUGGUCGGAAAAGACCGAGUCAUGACCGAAGCCGACAUCCCGAAGCUGCCGUACCUGCAGUGCGUGACAAAGGAGUGCUUUAGGGUGCACCCUCCGACACCCUUACUCCUCCCCCACAAGGCCGUCACGGACGUCAAGGUCGGCGGCUACGACAUCCCGAAGGACUCCACGGUGAGCGUCAACGUGUGGGCCCUCGCGCGGGACCCGUCCGUGUGGAAGAAUCCGCUCGAGUUCAGGCCGGAGAGAUUCCAAGAAGAGGAUAUAGAUAUGAAGGGGACGGAUUACAGGCUGCUUCCGUUUGGUUCCGGAAGGAGAAUAUGCCCCGGCGCACAGCUGGCGAUUAAUUUGGUCACCUCGAUGUUGGGGCACAUGGUGCACCAUUUUACGAUGACGCCACCGGAUGGGGUUCGGGUCGAGGAUAUUGAUAUGAUGGAGCAAGCCGGUUUGACUACUUAUAUGAGAACCCCGGUUCGUAUCGUUCCUACUCCGAGAUUGUCUGCUGAUUUGUUCAAGCGCGUCGCUGUCGGCAGUGUAUGAACGAGGCUGUUGUGAUUGAAAUUGAGUUUCUUGUUCUAUAUAUGAAUGUCUCAAUUUUUUUUUCCACUUAUUAAUUGUUAGUUUGAUUUUUUUUUUCUUUUUUUUUUUUUCCGUUUUGUGUUGUUUUCGGAUGUUUGUCUGCAGGGUUAUAAUUUUGUCCCGUAAUAUAUGAACAAAACUUUGAGAUUUAUUUUUUUCCGGUUUUUUAGGAGUCGAAAUUGGCAAUCAUGAUAAAGUGUAUCGACUUUUUAUAUGGUCGAAUAUCCCGUAAGUACUGUGAUUGCAUUCGAAUUUAUGUGGAUAAUGAAUUCGAAAUUGUUUUA